AUGAUCGAAAGAUGAUUAUAUUCUACAAAUGCUAAAGAUAUUGCUGUUUUAUACUUUAUCUUUGCUAUUUUCUGUGGUAUGGCAGGUACUGCCAUGUCUUUAAUCAUUAGAUUAGAGUUAGCCGCACCAGGUAAUCAAGUUUUAAGCGGAAAUCAUCAAUUAUUUAAUGUCUUAGUAGUUGGGCAUGCGGUCUUAAUAAUUUUCUUCUUAGUAAUGCCGGCAUUAAUUGGUGGUUUUGGUAACUAUAUGUUACCUUUAUUAAUUGGAGCAUCAGAUAUGUCUUUUGCAAGAUUAAAUAAUAUUUCAUUCUGAUGUUUACCACCUGCUUUAGUAUGUUUAGUAACUUCUACAUUAGUAGAAUCUGGUGCAGGUACUGGAUGAACUGUAUAUCCUCCAUUAUCAUCAAUUCAAGCACAUUCAGGACCUAGUGUUGAUUUAGCAAUUUUUGCUUUACAUUUAACAUCUAUUUCAUCAUUAUUAGGUGCUAUUAAUUUCAUUGUAACAACAUUAAAUAUGAGAACAAAUGGUAUGACAAUGCAUAGAUUACCAUUAUUUGUAUGAUCUAUUUUCAUUACAGCAUUCUUAUUAUUAUUAUCAUUACCUGUAUUAUCAGCAGGUGUUACAAUGUUAUUAUUAGAUAGAAACUUCAAUACUUCAUUCUUCGAAGUAGCAGGUGGUGGUGACCCUGUUUUAUACCAACAUUUGUUUUGAUUCUUUGGUCACCCCGAAGUUUAUAUUUUAAUUAUUCCUGGAUUCGGUAUUAUUUCACAUAUCGUAUCAACUUAUUCUAAAAAACCAGUAUUCGGUGAAGUAUCAAUGGUAUAUGCUAUGGCUUCAAUUGGAUUAUUAGGUUUCUUAGUAUGAUCACAUCAUAUGUAUAUUGUAGGAUUAGAUGCAGAUACUAGAGCUUAUUUCACAUCGGCUACAAUGAUUAUUGCAAUUCCUACAGGUAUUAAAAUUUUCUCAUGAUUAGCAACAAUUUAUGGUGGAUCAAUUAGAUUAGCUGUACCUAUGUUAUAUGCUAUUGCUUUCUUAUUCUUAUUCACAAUUGGUGGAUUAACAGGAGUAGCAUUAGCAAAUGCAUCAUUAGAUGUAGCAUUCCAUGAUACUUAUUAUGUAGUAGGACAUUUCCAUUAUGUAUUAUCAAUGGGUGCUAUUUUCUCAUUAUUUGCAGGAUAUUAUUACUGAAGUCCUCAAAUUUUAGGAUUAUAUUAUAAUGAAAAAUUAGCACAAAUUCAAUUCUGAUUAAUUUUUGUAGGAGCUAAUGUUAUUUUCUUACCUAUGCAUUUCUUAGGAGUAAAUGGUAUGCCUAGAAGAAUUCCUGAUUAUCCUGAUGCUUUUGCAGGUUGAAAUUAUGUAGCUUCAAUUGGUUCAAUUAUUGCUGUAUUCUCAUUAUUCUUAUUUAUCUAUAUUUUAUAUGAUCAAUUAGUUAAUGGAUUAGAAAAUAAAGUUAAUAAUAAAUCAGUAAUUUAUAAUAAAGGACCUGAUUUUGUUGAAUCAAAUCAAAUCUUCGCAACUAAUAAAAUUAAAUCUUCAUCAAUUGAAUUCUUAUUAACUUCUCCACCAGCUGUUCAUACAUUUAAUACUCCAGCUGUACAAUCAUAA
This is a messenger RNA of Kluyveromyces lactis, 1605 nucleotides long. NCBI's taxonomy places the organism in Eukaryota, Fungi, Ascomycota, Saccharomycetes, Saccharomycetales, Saccharomycetaceae. The record is from the annotation of a RefSeq genome assembly.